Molecule: messenger RNA, 537 nt
Organism: Drosophila persimilis
Lineage: Eukaryota; Metazoa; Arthropoda; Insecta; Diptera; Drosophilidae
Gene: B9d2
Product: B9 domain-containing protein 2
Exons: 3
Coding region: 4-537 (177 amino acids)
Biological process (GO): cilium assembly
Cellular component (GO): MKS complex
Source: RefSeq, a predicted model, not a curated record
UUGAUGGCGGAAGUGCACAUAAUUGGACAAAUAUUGAAAGCAGUUGAUUUCGACGAGCCGCAUCUAUUCUGCACGUGGACCCUGCAGAGCGGCAGCGCCUGGCGCUUGAUUCAAGGCGAGGUACACGGACAAACGCACGUCUCGUCGAACCGUUUGGAGAGCUGCUCCGACUUUGCGGCGCCCUUGGACAUUCACCUGAGCUGCGCUGCCGUCCAGGGCUGGCCCACACUGCUGGUGGAGGUGCACGCAGUGAACGUGCUACAGCAGUCCUGGCCCGUUGGCUACGGCUUUGCCCACAUUCCAGCCACUCCCGGUGCCCAUCGGGUGGAGAUUAACACCUGGAAGGUUGCGCCCAACGGCUGGUGGCAGAGCAUUCGCGAGCGCUUCGGCGGCGGCGGAGCGUCUUUGAGCAAAACCGAUCUGCUUUUCUCGGGCGUAGAGCGCUAUAAGCUGCAGACACGUAGCUCUGGAAAAGUCAUCGCUGAUCUCCACUUAAUCUUUCGCAAGUUCGAGGAAUACGGCGUGGAAUUCCAUUAG